AUGCCAGAACCACGCCCGUCCUCGGCUGCGUCCACUGUCCCAUUCACCCCCAAGCCCCGCAAGCGCACAAGCUCAAGCCGCCUCGCGUUCACCGACAGGGAGCUCAGAGAGUUUGCGGGAACCAUGGCUUCAGUGAGAAAAGUUCGUCCGGGCUCCAUACUGGAAGAGCUCGAACAUUCGGGUGAGGGUAGUGGGAUACUGUCGCGACCUAGCUCCUCAAAGACACAUACAAACCAUUCUGAAAGACAUCCUCGCCCGUCAUCUGCCCGAGAAACCGAGUAUGACAGACCACAACUGCAAGCCCGUCCCUCAUCUUCAGCAUCUACCCGGGACGUUCGCCGUGCGCAUGGCCGAGAGCGCGAGUACAAUCCUUCCUCAUUGGGGCGAGCCCAAAGUACUAGGAUGUCUCAGUCAACACUGCCUGCGCCCAAUGAAGCAAAAGAAAGAGAAAGACAGAGGGAAUCAGGAAAGGGAAAGGAGCGCCAGAGAGUCGCCGACCCCGUCCCCGAAUCAGAGACGCAAAUGAGCAAUCUGGCCAUUGCCGAGGAAGAACGGCUUUUGGACGGAGUGCCGCUGGAAGUGCAAGAAGCUUGGAUAUGCGAAGACCUACUCUUUGUCUUGCAGGGAAUCGAAGGAACUCUGAUCCGUUUCGACGAGACGUAUGAUCCCUUGGAUGCGGAGCAAAGGCUUCAAGGUGCCAAGUGGACAGUUCACCCUGAUCUCGACCCUUCGCUCGUGUCUCUAGUCAAUCGGUUGUUACCUCUGGCUUCAUUCUUUACUGUGGUCGACACAUCGAUGGAGUCCAGAGCCACUCAGGAGUUUGGAAUGGUUAGCCAUGCCUUGUGCAGCGGCAUCAGGGCAAUGCUCAAGGAGUACCAUGUAUUGACUGCACAACUCGAGUCCUUAUUCCUCUCUUCCCCCACCUUCACCCUACAAACGCUGUACUUUCAUCUCCACCCAACGCUGCGCACAAUGUCUCUCCUCGCAUCACUUUGCCAAAGUCUCGAAACACAAGACACCGGCCAAGAAUCGGGCGAUCUCUCGGAUGAUGAUGAUGGGCUAGGCGGUAUGGCGGACGAACUUGGUCUCGGAGGUGCGGGUCUGAAGGGAUUGAUGAAGAACUUGAAAGCACAGGAAGGACUCAUUGGGGGCGGGGGUGAAGUCAUCGGGGGCGAGGUGUUGGGUAUCAUUUGCGAAAAAGAGUCGACUAUGAGCGGUGACCCCACGGCGUCUACGCUCUACUCGACCCUGUUGCUCCACGCAUCUCAGCCGUAUUGCAAACUGCUGGUGCAGUGGAUAUCGACUGGGCAUCUUUCGGAUCCUUUUGACGAAUUCAUGGUGAAGGAGAGCGGGUACAUUACCAAGGGUGUACUGGAGAGUGACUAUACCGAUGAGUACUGGGAAAGGAGAUACACGCUUCGUGAUGGGUCUUCGAUCGGUUCCGGCAAAAUCAGCACUGGCAAAGCCACCCCUUCCUUCUCCGCUGCAGCGCCCCCACCUCGUCAGGGUACAGGUCGACUACCAGGUGGUGCUUGCAUUCCUGCCUUUCUGCAGCCUUGGAAGCACAAAAUCCUCCUUGCGGGCAAGUAUCUUAAUGUGAUACGGGAAUGUGGGAUUGAAGUGAAGAAGCCCGGGGAGGUCCGUUUGGAAGAGCAGGGAAUGAUUGCUAUGAACGACCCCAAGUUCUACAAGCAGAUCGAAGAUGCUUACAUCUACGCCAACAAGACACUACUGAAGCUGAUGGUGGAUGAACAGGAGCUCAUACCACAUCUCAGAUCUAUGAAGCACUUCUUUUUCCUCAACCAAUCCGACUUUCUUACCAACUUUCUCGACUUGGCCGGAUCAGAACUCCGCAAGCCAGCCAAGAGCGCCUCCAUCGUCAAGCUUCAAUCCCUUUUGGACCUUGCGGUCCGCAAUCCUGCUAGUUCAAGCUCGAACGAUCCUUACAAGGAUGAUCUCAAAGUCGUGAUGCAGUCUCAAGGACUGUAUGACUGGCUCUUGAAGAUUGUCAGCAAGACAGGGAGUUUGGGAGAUGGUGGAGAGUUGGACUUUGCUAUGGGAGACAAUGACGAGGCUGGCAGCAAGAGAGACGAGAAGAGACCGCUGAUCGCGAUCGAUGCGCUCGCGUUUGAUUACUCGGUCAAAUUCCCUCUGUCCCUCGUCAUCUCGCGAAAGACCAUCGCGCGAUACCAACUCAUCUUCCGUUUCCUUCUCCAUCUCCAUCACCUCGAAUCGUCACUGUCUGCCAUGUGGCUGGAACACAAGGCCCCGGCAUGGCGGAAUAACUCUGGAAAUGAUGAUAUCGAAAGAUGGAAGAUGCGAAUCUUCUCCCUCCGCACAAGGAUGGCUGCCUUUGUCCGACAAGUGCUCGCAUUUGCGACGGGCGAGGUGCUCGACCCCAAUUGGAAAGCGUUGGAAGAGAAGCUGGCGAAAGUGCAGACAGUGGAUCAACUGUUGAGGGACCAUGUGGACUUUUUAGAUACGUGUCUCAAGCAGUGCAUGUUGACUACAUCCAAAUUGCUCGGGAUAUACGCGAAACUCAUGACGACGAUUUCCGUCUUUGUCUCUUAUCAGACAUCAUUGAACAGCGCCCUCACCAAGUUCCUUGCAGAUCCAGUGGCAGAGUCUGAUUCGGUCAAGAGCGACUCGCGAUGGUCGGCCCUCGCGAGAUUCGAGAUCAAUUUCAACCACCACGCCAAGCUCCACCUUGACGCUGUGACCUACAAUGCCGGCUCCGAGAAUGUUGCGCUGCUUGCUCUAGUCACCAGGCUCCAUCAGAUAACCUUAAGAGUCUGA
This is a messenger RNA of Cryptococcus amylolentus CBS 6039, 2796 nucleotides long. RefSeq lists its product as hypothetical. Lineage: Eukaryota; Fungi; Basidiomycota; Tremellomycetes; Tremellales; Cryptococcaceae. Gene Ontology annotation, cellular component: spindle pole; equatorial microtubule organizing center; centrosome. The record is from RefSeq and is a predicted model, not a curated record. Gene Ontology annotation, biological process: mitotic cell cycle; meiotic cell cycle; cytoplasmic microtubule organization. Bases 1 to 2796 code for a protein of 931 amino acids. Gene Ontology annotation, molecular function: gamma-tubulin binding; microtubule minus-end binding. The transcript is spliced from 13 exons.